AUGAAAGAUGGCGGGCCAUUGGAAUACUUGAAACCGGAACACGAGUCCGGUUUCCUCUUGUACCGCGCUGAUGGCCGAACCCGAUCUGUCCUCUAUCGAACACGUCUGGGACGAAAUGGAGAGGAGAUUGGUCUCUAUGGUGAUGAAUGUGCAGAGGGUCUCUAUGGUGAUGAAUGUGCAGAGGGUCUCUAUGGUGAUGAUUAUGCAAAGGGUUUCUAUGGUGAUGAAUGUGCAGAGGAUCUCUAUGGUGAUGAAUGUGCCGAAGGUAUCUAUGGUGAUGAAUGUGCAGAGGGUCUCUAUGGUGAUGAAUGUGCCCAUGGUCUCUAUGGUGAUGAUUGUGCAGAGGGUCUCUAUUGUGAUGAAUGUGCAAAGGGUUUCUAUGGUGAUGAAUGUGCAGAGGAUCUCUAUGGUGAUGAAUGUGCCGAAGGUAUCUAUGGUGAUGAAUGUGCAGAGGGUCUCUAUUAUGAUGAAUGUGCCCAUGGUCUCUAUGGUGAUGAUUGUGCAGAGGGUCUCUAUUGUGAUGAAUGUGCAGAGGGUCUCUAUGGUGAUGAUUGUGCAAAGGGUUUCUAUGGUGAUGAAUGUGCAGAGGGUCUCUAUUAUGAUGAAUGUGCCCAUAGUCUCUAUGGUGAUGAUUAUGCAGAGGGUCUCUAUUGUGAUGAAUGUGCAGAGGAUCUCUAUGGUGAUGAAUGUGCCGAAGGUAUCUAUGGUGAUGAAUGUGCAGAGGGUCUCUAUUAUGAUGAAUGUGCCCAUAGUCUCUAUGGUGAUGAUUGUGCAGAGGGUCUCUAUUGUUAUGAAUGUGCAGAGGGUCUCUAUGGUGAUGAAUGUGCAGAGGGUCUCUAUGGUGAUGAAUGUGCAGAGGGUCUCUAUGGUGAUGAUUGUGCAGAGGGUCUCUAUGGUGAUGAUUGUGCAGAGGGUCUCUAUGGUGAUGAUUGUGCAGAGGGUCUCUAUGGUGAUGAAUGUGCAGAGGGUCUCUAUGGUGAUGAUUGUGCAGAGGGUCUCUAUUGUGAUGAUUGUGCAGAGGGUCUCAAUGGUGAUGAAUGUGCAAAGGGUCUCUAUGGUGAUGAAUGUGCAAAGGGUCUCUAUAUAGUGUUGAUUGUCUGCUGUCGGGUGGAAUAA
Haliotis rubra (blacklip abalone) is the source of this 1116-nucleotide messenger RNA. RefSeq names its product tenascin-like. NCBI's taxonomy places the organism in Eukaryota, Metazoa, Mollusca, Gastropoda, Lepetellida, Haliotidae. The record is from RefSeq and is a predicted model, not a curated record. The transcript is spliced from 2 exons. Bases 1 to 1116 code for a protein of 371 amino acids.